Galleria mellonella (greater wax moth) is the source of this 820-nucleotide messenger RNA. RefSeq lists its product as uncharacterized. The transcript is spliced from 2 exons. The coding region runs from base 26 to 586 and encodes 186 amino acids. The record is from RefSeq and is a predicted model, not a curated record. Lineage: Eukaryota; Metazoa; Arthropoda; Insecta; Lepidoptera; Pyralidae.
GUUUAUUUGAUUUCAUGGAUCUACAAUGCCAAUAAUAUUAUCGAAGUGUUUAAUUUUUCUAGAAGCUAUCAUAAUAAGUGACUGUGCUCCAAAACUUGGCCCAUUAAUGAUUGAUCCAUUACUUAUAGAAGCCAACGAAACCUUAGCUGUAUCGAAUUAUGAAAUAAAUUUAAAUAAUAAUACAAUAAAAAGAAAUAUACAAAGAAGUGUUAAAGAAAACAGUAAAGAAGUUAAAAAAAAGUCUUGCUUGGGAUACGAAUAUGAUGAAACGAAAUGCAGACAUGUGAAUAGUAGAAUACUCUGCGGUUACAAUAAGAAUAUAGGAGAAAUAAAAAGAAAAGAUCAAUUUAUUGAUUUGGGUAAUGGAUGUCGAAUCCAUAGGGAUAGAAUAGAAUGUGGAUAUAUUAUUGGACCAUUUAAAAGUUUUAGAUGGCCUUCUGUAGACAGUAGUGUACAUAAAGAAUUAAAUCUUAUAACCACAGGGGCAUCUAAACAGGUUAAAGAAAAUAAAUCCCUAAAAAAAAUUUUAAUAGAAGAAAAUAAAGAAUCGGAAAAAAUAAUAACAGAAAAAUCUAACCUAGCAUAAUAUUUCGUCAACUUUAUUAAAUGCAUCUAAUAACAGAGAAACAAGGUUUUUAUCAAAAUUAAUAAGCUCCUCUACAAGUACAGUAACAUCUAAUCCAACAGUUAGACCUAAUGAAGAAAUCAUUACUACUAAUGCACCACUUCGAGUAUCAAGAUAUGUUAAAAAACAGACUAUAUACUUUGUAUCAUGCAAAUACAUUACAUACAUAGAUAAUUACAGAUAUAUAAUUAAUGA